Penicillium cinerascens is the source of this 831-nucleotide messenger RNA. RefSeq lists its product as uncharacterized. Bases 1 to 831 code for a protein of 276 amino acids. Gene Ontology annotation, molecular function: oxidoreductase activity, acting on NAD(P)H, oxygen as acceptor. Gene Ontology annotation, cellular component: intracellular anatomical structure. Lineage: Eukaryota; Fungi; Ascomycota; Eurotiomycetes; Eurotiales; Aspergillaceae. The record is from RefSeq and is a predicted model, not a curated record. The transcript is spliced from 5 exons.
AUGUCUAUGACAAUUCAAGACGCUGAUCAGGCCCGGGAAGGGUUUCCCCGACCGUUCCCUAACACCCCCUCCAAUGUUCUGGAGCAAUUUCGCAUGGCCGGCAAGGUCGUGGUUGUCACGGGUGCCGCCGACGGAAUCGGCCUUGCUGUGACGGAGGCUAUGGCGGAGGCUGGUGCUAAUGUUGUCUUGUGGUACAACUCAAACAAGGCAGCUGUUGAGAAGUCUCAGGAGUUAGCGAAGACGCAUAAUGUGAAUAGCGCUGCUUUUCAGGUUGAUGUUUCCGAAGCUACUCAGGUUUCCGAGACGAUCAAGAAGGUUGUUGAGGAAUUUGGCAAGAUCGAUGUCUUUGUUGCUAAUGCGGGCAUGGCUAUCUCAAAGCCCAUUUUGGAACAGACAUUAACAGAGUACCAGAAGCAGAUGUCCGUGAAUGUUGACGGCAUUGUGUAUUGCGCCAAGUAUGCCGGCGAGGUCUUCCACCGUCAGGGCUUUGGAAACCUCAUCAUUACUUCUAGCAUGAGUGGCCACGUCGUGAAUGUCCCCGUCGACCAGCCAGUCUACAAUGCCACAAAGGCAUAUGUCACUCACUUUGGAAAGUCGCUUGCCCGCGAGUGGCGCGAAUUCGCUCGGGUUAAUAUUGUCUCACCCGGCUUCUUCGAUACUAAGAUGGGCGCUAGCCCGCUGUGCAUCAAUGAGGCUUACCGCAUGUCGCCCAUGGGGCGACAGGGCCACACGAAGGAAAUUAAGGGCCUCUAUCUCUAUCUUGCCAGUGAUGCUUCGACUUACAUGACUGGAAGCGAUGUUAUCAUCGACGGAGGCUAUGUCUUGCCUUGA